This is a messenger RNA of Cylas formicarius (sweet potato weevil), 1107 nucleotides long. RefSeq lists its product as uncharacterized. The transcript is spliced from 3 exons. Lineage: Eukaryota; Metazoa; Arthropoda; Insecta; Coleoptera; Brentidae. The record is from RefSeq and is a predicted model, not a curated record. Bases 158 to 925 code for a protein of 255 amino acids.
AUUUUUUCGUAAACUCGCUGGACUACGGCAUUUAUUUUACGGUGGAUGUGCCGCUCGAUAAGAAUGGACGCGAACACGGACGUUUAUCGCGGUAUUUUUGAUCAUUCAAAUAUCGUUCCUUACCAAGCAGACGCCAAGUUUUCGAAGUUAUAACGCGAUGGCCGAAGCUAAAGCAGAUACAGUUCCCGGGUUGGGUUUUAAGGACAAGGAGAAGGCACAGGAGACGAUCAAAAUACUGGAAGGUCGCGACCCCGAUUAUCAACGGCUUGCCGUUAAAGGGCUGGUCGGUAGGGCAAAACGCACCCUUACACUUACAAAAGACAAGGAAAAACUGCAAAAUAUAAAUGACGCCUUGUCGCUUUUCGAAGAUUGGCUCAAGGACUUCGAAUUCAAGAAUUUAUCGAAGGAAAACCGCGCAUACUUACCGCUGCAGUGCAUAGAGUCCUUGUUGCCGUUAAAGGAAAAGUACAAAAUCAAAAAUGAAGAUGCGGAGUCUUUCAUUAAAGCUUACAAAGAGAAAGCCAGAGGAGAUUAUAAAAACUUGCGAACGGUGGCUAGUGGCGAAGAUAAACCGACAUGGGAUAUUGUUCGGAAUCAAAACUUGAAGAAAUUACUGAAAGAAAUGGAGGAAAGUAAGCCGGACUUGUGGAAGGACGAUCUGCCUACAAAAGAUCACCUUGAACUCAUUUUAUGGGCUUACAGUCCAGAUGCCAGCAAGAUAAAGAAAAAUGUGUCUGUAUAUCAAGAAAAAUUAGGAUCUGGAAAGGCUGAAGACGAUGAUGAAGAAAAAAUGGAAGUAGAAAAGAAGAAUGAUGGUGAAAAGAAAAAUAAUAAAAGAAAAUCAGGGGGAUCAAGCAGCAGCAGCAGCAGCAGUAGUAGUGGAGACGACGAUGACUCUCCAAAAAAGAAAAACAAGAAGGAAUGAAGUGCUUCGUCGUUAUAACUAUAUACUACCUUAGCAGAUUGUAGCAAUUUUUUUAUUACCUAAAAGAUACAGUUAUCUAAUGGAUUUUUGUUUAGAAUGUUUAUAAUACUAAAUUUAUAUCAAUAAUUUGGUUGUGUUAAAAUUGCGUUCAAAUUUAUUUUUACGUAAAUAAAAAUUUUUGA